Molecule: messenger RNA, 526 nt
Organism: Eurytemora carolleeae
Lineage: Eukaryota; Metazoa; Arthropoda; Copepoda; Calanoida; Temoridae
Source: RefSeq, a predicted model, not a curated record
UUCCCCCUUCAACAGUGAAGUUCAGCCAUGAGAGUUCUGAAGGAGAGGAGAGAACUAAGAUCUCUUGUAGUGCGGACGGAAUCUAUCCUUCUCCUACAGCUAGAGUUUACUGGAAGGACGGCGGAUUAGACGGUGAGAGCGCAGAAACUGUCGUGGAGGAGAAUUCAGAUGGACUUUUCUCUAUUCUACUCUCUACAUCACUACACACAGAGUCCAUCAGAGGAGUACAGCUUGGCUGUGAGAUUUCUAUCCCUGGAACAGAUUUUAUCAUUAAAGAAGAACUAGUCAUCAGUCCUACAAUAAGUGCUGACCCGCGUAUCUCCUCAGGAACAUACUGUAUAAACCCCUGCUUUCUUCUCUUGCUGCUAGUCCUGUAUUGUACACAAACUGUACAGAUGUACACAACAACCCCAGCUCUACCAAUACACCUGUGAUAUUUUGUAUGUAACCAAAGACGAGCAUGAAUGAUUGAUUGAGUGAAAAUGUUAUUAUUUAUUAUUCAUUUUAAUAAAAUAUUAAAUUAUAU